AUGGCCAUCACACCGACCCAAUUCGCAAAGACGACACGGCAGUCGGCCAACUGGAACGACGCUAAGAGGCGGGUUCUCGCUUCCUACAGAGAAUGGAUUCGAGCUGCACCUGAGAUCCAGACGAUGUACAACGUCCCCCUGCCCGUGUCCGUCCUCCGCACCCGGAUACGUGAGGAGUUUGAGCGCCACAGGUUCGCCAACAAGCUCCCCGUGGUCGAUGUUCUCCUGUUCAAGAGCCACGCCGAAUACCAGGAGACGAUGAACUUCUGGAAGCAGACCACACACGUCAUGUCUUACUUCAAGGAGGAAAACUUUAGAGGAGACAAGCGGUUGCCUAACAGCUUCAUGACCGGAUUCUUGGAGGGCCGCAACUAA
This is a messenger RNA of Colletotrichum orchidophilum, 375 nucleotides long. RefSeq names its product complex 1 protein. Gene Ontology annotation, biological process: response to oxidative stress. The transcript has 5 exons. Lineage: Eukaryota; Fungi; Ascomycota; Sordariomycetes; Glomerellales; Glomerellaceae. The coding region runs from base 1 to 375 and encodes 124 amino acids. The record is from RefSeq and is a predicted model, not a curated record.